Panicum virgatum (switchgrass) is the source of this 1711-nucleotide messenger RNA. Its product is annotated as cytochrome c oxidase subunit 3. The record is from RefSeq and is a predicted model, not a curated record. Gene Ontology annotation, biological process: mitochondrial electron transport, cytochrome c to oxygen. Gene Ontology annotation, molecular function: cytochrome-c oxidase activity. Gene Ontology annotation, cellular component: mitochondrion; membrane. The transcript has a single exon. NCBI's taxonomy places the organism in Eukaryota, Viridiplantae, Streptophyta, Magnoliopsida, Poales, Poaceae. The coding region runs from base 122 to 964 and encodes 280 amino acids.
CUAAAAAAUAGAGAGAUCUUUUGAUAGUCUCACUUCUAUCAAUGCAAUGAAAGAACUAUCCCUUCCUAUUUGUUUGUCCUAAUGAGACAAAGAAGAGCCUCCUUCUUUACCACUUUAGGGGAUGGGGGUGAAGGGGGGUUUACAUACAACCGGGACAAAGUGGUUUAUGAUUGAAUCUCAGAGGCAUUCUUAUCAUUUGGUAGAUCCAAGUCCAUGGCCUAUUUCGGGUUCACUCGGAGCUUUGGCAACCACUGUAGGAGGUGUGAUGUACAUGCACUCAUUUCAAGGGGGUGCAACACUUCUCAGUUUGGGCCUAAUAUUUCUCCUUUAUACCAUGUUCGUAUGGUGGCGGGAUGUUCUACGUGAAUCCACGUUGGAAGGGCAUCAUACAAAAGCUGUACAAUUAGGACCUCGAUAUGGUUCUAUUCUCUUCAUAGUCUCGGAGGUUAUGUUCCUUUUUGCUUUUUUUUGGGCUUCUUCUCAUUCUUCUUUGGCACCUACGGUAGAGAUCGGAGGUAUUUGGCCCCCAAAAGGGAUUGGGGUCUUAGAUCCUUGGGAAAUCCCUCUUCUUAAUACCCCUAUUCUCCCUUCAUCCGGAGCAGCCGUAACUUGGGCUCAUCAUGCUAUACUCGCGGGGAAGGAAAAACGAGCAGUUUACGCUUUAGUAGCAACCGUUUCACUGGCUCUAGUAUCCACUGGCUUUCAAGGAAUGGAAUAUUACCAAGCACCCUCCACUAUUUCGGAUAGUAUUUAUGGUUCUACCUUUUUCUUAGCAACUGGCUUUCAUGGUUUUCAUGUGAUUAUAGGUACUCUUUUCUUGAUCGUAUGUGGUAUUCGCCAAUAUCUUGGUCAUCUGACCAAGAAGCAUCACGUUGGCUUUGAAGCAGCAGCAUGGUACUGGCAUUUUGUAGACGUGGUUCGGUUAUUCCCAUUUGUCUCUAUCUAUUGGUGGGGAGGUAUAUGAAAGAAGGGAACGAAUAAGUGGAUUGAGGAAUGAAAGCUCGAAGACAAAGAGAACUGGGUUGCUUUAAUAGAAUGGAAUCCUAUUUAAUAUUAGCAAUUCACAUAUAAUCUUAAAUAACGAUCAUCCCGCUUCCUUCCUCUGUGUGCAAAACGAAGCUGCCGUAGGUAGUUGUGUUAUUAUGGAAUUGUGUUUUGAUUCCUAGUUUAAAAAAUAAACGUUGUAAGGUAACGUUUCUCGCCGGUUUUGGUAGUAGUUGUUGUUGGUUAUAAACGUUAGUUGUUGUGAAGCAUAUGAGAAUAUGCCUGGUUUUGGGUAAUAUCUUAAGAGGUGCAACGUUCUCCGUGGGUGUUGGUACGAGUGUGGUUUUUCACAGGUCCGGAGACAAGAAAAGAGCCGAAUUAGUGUAGGAAUGGAGAUUUCUACUUUCCGUAGUUGGGUUCGAACCUGAAGAUGGUUUUGUGGUGUCUGCUUCGUCUCUAGAUUAUGCUUCGUCUCCAGAAUCCCUAGACGCAUCGAUUGUUCGUGGUAUGCUUGGGCUGGUCACACGGCUCCGGUGCAUCGGGCCACUCUCAAUUGUUUGGUUCCGAAAAAACUAGGGCUCUUCUCGUAUGAGCAGGCUUAUCAACCACUCAGAAUAGGGAGCUUCCAGCGGGAAGUCCAGCUUUGGGACGUUGCCCCUCGGAUGAAAAUCGAUCUCGUGGAGACGGGCUUGACAAAAGUAAGUUAGCAAGCGGGUGUUCCAUAAAA